This is a messenger RNA of Branchiostoma belcheri (Belcher's lancelet), 2703 nucleotides long. Its product is annotated as zinc metalloproteinase nas-4-like. Bases 746 to 1936 code for a protein of 396 amino acids. The transcript is spliced from 8 exons. Gene Ontology annotation, biological process: proteolysis. The record is from RefSeq and is a predicted model, not a curated record. NCBI's taxonomy places the organism in Eukaryota, Metazoa, Chordata, Leptocardii, Amphioxiformes, Branchiostomatidae. Gene Ontology annotation, molecular function: zinc ion binding; metalloendopeptidase activity.
AGUGAAUAUAUUCGAGAGAAGUGUUAACGUUUUGUCGAUAGGUAUAACGCUUCAAGUUUCUCUUUCUAAAAGUGAUAUUGCAAAGAGUCAGGCCGCUUGACUUGGUACAACGCCAAUGCGAUGUCUCAGCAGAUAUCUCAGAAAUGUCUUGAGAGUGAAGGAGUGACAGAAGUGUGAAGAUCUUCCCCGUCUAUCACACUAAUCCGUGCCGCCGAUCCCGACCCUUGACUGUCCCGUCCGUGUCAGGUUCAGGUCCGCUUGUUGACGCGCGUGCCCCGGUGGUUUGUGUAGCGGAGUGCGGGCGUGCCGCGGGCCAACGCCGUCACUUCAUCCGGACAGGACAUGAGACAUACCAUAGCUGCUUCUGCAUGGCCUCGGGCGAACAGCACCGCGGAGCGAACACCCUCAAAUCCUGGGAGUAAUUGCUGAGAAAUAUUGAUUUCCACGUGAUAAUGUCCGACGGGUGGCUGCGAUUGUUGGUCUUCUCCCAUUCGCCGCGUCUGUUCACCUGGUCAGAAACACUUAAUCAGCCAUCAUUACCGCUAUUGUUUGUAUGCCGCGGAAAAACAUACCCGCGAUCAAUCGGGCAUUUUGGACGCACCAUGUGCAGCGAGCGGCCAGGCGGUGAUCAAGAAGACGAGUCACCGUCCUCCCACAAGUUCGUCUGGAACUGACCGCCGCCCGGUGCAUUUCAGCGCCCCCCGCUAGAGUGGACGUGCCUGCUAGCUUCCCGCGCUAGCUCAGGAUGGACGUGAACGUUUGGACGCACACACUGGUCUUGCUGCUAUGGAUUAGCUCGUCAGCCACCGCGCCAGGUGGGAGGGCGCGCCGGAGAAACACGAACGGGAAGACCGAGAGAGACGCAGACGGACCGCCCGAGCCAUGGCAGAUCAACCAAGACAAGACCUCCUCGCCGUUCUACCAAGGUGACAUCGUGGUUCCCCAGGCGGACCUCCAGGCCCUCAGACACCGCCGGGCCGCCGUGAAGGACCGCCUCCUGCUGUGGCCAGAGGGCGUUAUCCCCUACCACCUCAACAAGACAACUCUGGACAGGAAAACCCGGAAGGUGGUUCGUGCCGCCAUGAGACACUGGAUGAGAAAGACGUGCAUCAAGUUCAGGAAGAAGAAAAGAAACGACGUCAACUUCCUCCAUUUCAUCGGAGAUGCGGGUUGCUGGUCGUACGUGGGGAUGCAGGGCGGGGAGCAGAAGCUGUCCCUGGGGUCGGGCUGUGAGCUGUUCGGCACCGUGGUGCACGAGAUCGGACACGCCGUGGGCUUCUGGCACGAACAGGCCCGGUACGAUCGGAACAAGUACAUCCGCAUCCUGCGGGGAAACAUCCUUCCCGGAGCCGAGGAGAACUUCGACAAGAUGACGUUUAAGACCAUCAACACGCUGGGCGUGGCGUACGACUACAACAGCAUCAUGCACUACGGACCAAACUACUUCUCCGUCAACGGGAAACCUACCAUCAAGGUGAAGCGUAUCGGCUGGAGAGCCAAGCCUAAGAUCGGGCAGAGGAAGGUGCUGAGUGAGCUGGACGUGGCGCAGACUCGGCACAUGUACCAGUGCAACAGGAGAGACAUGCAGAGGCGGAGAAAGGAUGUCUGUUUCUUCAGUAAAUACGGUGACGGCAGGGACUACAGAGGGACUGUGGACUACACACUGGAGGGCGUGACGUGUCAGAAAUGGACGUCACAGUGGCCACAGGCGCACUGCGUCAUGUCCAAGUACUGGCUCGGCGACAAGAUGGACGGCUUGGGCAACCACAACUACUGCCGCAAUCCGGGCGGUCGAAGGUCACGACCGUGGUGUUUUACGACACUUCAGGGCACGGAGUGGCAAUACUGUGACGUCAGGAUAUGCAACCCCCUGCCGAGAAGAAACGAGAACGAAAGCACCAGCCUCCCUACCAAUAACAACCUGGACAAAAGAUGAAGAGACUGUGCAGUGGCGCCACCGUGCGACUAUUGAUAAAACUGCCAUUAUUAACAAUAACUAAAUACCUCAUCGUCUGUGUUACAGACUCAAGAAAAUGGUUAUUAUCGUACCUAAGUUUUCUUAUUUACUAGAAGACUAAGGUACAAUUAUUUUCUAGAAUAUUAGAGGCAGGGAUUCGUGUGAUUUAUAGUCAUAUGUGCAUGUUGUACAGAAAAUGAAGAUGUACAUAUGUUUAAUUUAUUUAUUAUCAGGGAAAAGUUUUAAAAUAUAACGGGGAAGUCAGCAAGAACAACAAUUUUGGUAGGCACCUCUUGCAAGAUGGUCUCAAUGUCCAACUCAUCCACUAUUAGCAAAGUUUCCAUUAACUUUCCUUCAAAAGUGCUGUUUUAAUCAAUUGGGAGAUCUAGAUAAUACAGCCUUGCUAGUGCACGUUAUGUAAAAACGCCUCCUGGCGUCCAUCUCACGUACUACACACCAAUCAGACCAUUUUCUUGUAAACAUAGAUUGUGUCUACUCUAAUAAGUAUGAAAACUGUAAUACUUAGUUUGAUUGUACUGUAAGGGGUGUAUAUUUAUAACAGGAAACUAUACUAUGUUUGACCAGUUGAGCUCAGGUAUUUAUAUACAUAUACUGUUCUGUCCAAAGUUAACAUGUUUCAUAUUUGUAUGUAUUUGUACAAGCAACAAUAAAGUCCAACAUAAACAAUACUCAUCCAUAAAGGUCUAAGUUCUCAUGUCAAUGGUGGUGUUCUGUAAACAAUUGCG